UACCUUCCGCGAUUGAGACCAUCAACUCCGGAACCCAGCCAGCCAACCCACCAACCACCAAACCAACCACCGACACAUCAGCCAACAUGCACCACACCAACUCCAUCCUCGCAACGUUCAUAGUGCUCUUCCGCAUCGCCCUCACUCAGACCUACAACAUCCAGACACCACCCUUCUUCCUCUACCUCGUCUCCGACGAUGCAGACUUCCAAGGCAAAUUCCUCAGCCCUUGCCACAUCGGCGCCGGCGAAUCCACCCUCUGCUACAACUCCGCAUCGAACAUCAGCUCAGACCCGAGCCUGUACACCUACGCCCUCAACACUACCGCCGACGAGCCAACCGACCCUUCAGCAGAAAUCUAUGGAGCUCCAGGGGUGUUGACGUGGAACCUUCCCUAUAAUGGCAACCAAUUCGAAUCAAUCCCCAUGAGCUUCGUCCCAGCCCGGAGUGUCAGCGGCGUCGCUCUCCUCGACUUCGAGCCCGGUCCCGCAUCAGGUGGCACGCAAAUCGCCUUCGACGACAACAACUUCAUGAACGUCCAGACCGUCUUCGCCAACGCCACUGAGACCGGCCUGGUUUACGGCAGCAGCAACGAAGCCUACUACCGCUGGUACAUGUGCAAUGCGACGGAGCCGCCGGGAGACUACAACUACUGGACGCUCUCGUGGGACCUCAGCAGCGCGACUCCGGCAGAUUCGAGCUGUUGUGCAGUGCAAGUAUGGAGGAUGUUCAUGCCGCAGGCUGGGCAGCCGAAUCCGUAGGUGGGAGGUACUUCAAAGCCAGUGCUUGAGCAUCCGCAGCGGGAGCAUGAGGGUGGACGCGGCGUUCACUGAGGCGCGCUAAUGAGGCUUAUGUGGCCACGAUGAGCAUGUAAUGUAAGCAU
Messenger RNA from Baudoinia panamericana UAMH 10762, 883 nucleotides. RefSeq lists its product as uncharacterized. The transcript is spliced from 3 exons. The record is from RefSeq and is a predicted model, not a curated record. Lineage: Eukaryota; Fungi; Ascomycota; Dothideomycetes; Mycosphaerellales; Teratosphaeriaceae. Bases 87 to 761 code for a protein of 224 amino acids.